Messenger RNA from Agelaius phoeniceus (red-winged blackbird), 6143 nucleotides. It is a transcript of the gene LMLN, whose product is annotated as leishmanolysin like peptidase. NCBI's taxonomy places the organism in Eukaryota, Metazoa, Chordata, Aves, Passeriformes, Icteridae. The record is from RefSeq and is a predicted model, not a curated record. Gene Ontology annotation, biological process: proteolysis; cell adhesion. Gene Ontology annotation, molecular function: metalloendopeptidase activity. Gene Ontology annotation, cellular component: cytoplasm; membrane.
AUGGCCGCCGAGCCGGGCGGCGGGCGCGCCUGGUCUACCCGCUGCUGCCGCCCGCCGCUCGCGGCCUUCACCGCCGGGCUCCUGCUGCUCCUGCCGCUGCCGCUCUGCACCUCCGCCUCCUCCUCCUGUCACCAUCGCGUACCCACCAGCGACCAGGUCGUCUAUCAAGUUCCUCUAAAGGAAAAUCACGUCUCGAAGAGAAACGUGGAUCAACAGCUAAGAAUUAAGAUUGUGUAUGACAGAAGCGUUGAGGAUUUGCUGCCUGAGAAAAGACACCUUAUAAAGAACAAACUCUUCCCACAAGCUAUAUCUUACUUGGAGAAAACAUUUCAAGUGCGCAAAUCUGCCGGUGCUAUAUUGCUAAGCAGGCAAUGUGUGACAAACCAAUAUUUAAGGAGGAAAGCUGACCCUCACAGAUAUUGCCAAAAAGCCUGUGCAGACCAUACAAGGUGUGGGCCGGUUAUAGUUCCUGAGAAACACCUCCAGCAAUGCAGGGUGUACAAUGACAGCGACUGGCACCGCAGGCCCACGGGCUCCCCCGAGCAGGAGGGGGUUCGAGAUGCUGACUUUGUGCUCUACGUUAGUGCUCUCACUACUGACAGGUGUGGCCAUGAAAAUAUCAUUGCAUAUGCAGCCUACUGCCAGCUGGAAGCUGAAAUGGACAGGCCAAUAGCAGGAUAUGCUAACUUGUGUCCAAACAUGAUUUCAACGCAAGCUCAGGAAUUUGUUGGCAUGUUGUCUACAGUGAAACAUGAGAUAAUCCAUGCAUUGGGUUUCUCUGCUGGACUGUUUGCAUUUUAUCGUGAUGAUGAUGGAAAACCUUUGACACCAAGAUAUGCAGAUGGACUUCCUCCUUUUAAUGAAAGCCUAGGUUUGUAUCAGUGGAGCAAUAAAGUUGUUCAUAAAGCAGUGAGGCUGUGGGACGUACGUGGUGGCAAAAUGCUGCGCCAUGCUGUUCAUCUUCUGGUGACACCUCGGGUCAUCGAAGAAGCCCGAAAACAUUUUAAUUGUCCAAUUCUAGAGGGAAUGGAGCUUGAAAAUCAAGGUGGCAUGGGUACUGAACUCAAUCACUGGGAGAAGAGAUUGUUGGAGAAUGAAGCAAUGACUGGAUCCCACACUCAGAAUCGAGUCUUUUCCAGGAUCACCUUAGCAUUAAUGGAAGACACCGGAUGGUAUAAAGCAAAUUACAGCAUGGCAGAGAAAUUAGACUGGGGACGCAAUAAAGGCUGUGACUUUGUAAUGAAGAGCUGCAAAUUCUGGAUUGACCAGAAGAGACAAAAGAAGCAAUUAAUCAGUCCAUACUGCAACACUUUGAGGAGUAAUCCUUUGCAGUUAACCUGCAGACAGGACCAAAGAGCAGUAGCAGUGUGCAACUUGCAGAAGUUUCCAAAGCAGUUACCUCAGGAAUAUCAGUACUUUGACAAUCUUAAUGGAGUACCAGCAGAAGAACUGCCUUACUAUGGUGGCUCAGUAGAAAUUGCUGACUAUUGUCCCUUUAGUCAGGAAUUCAGCUGGCAUUUAAGUGGUGAAUUUCAACGCAGUUCAGACUGUAGAAUAAUUGAAAACCAGCCAGAUCCUACCAAAAACUAUGGUGCAGAGAAAUACGGACCAAACUCUGUAUGUCUUAUUCAGAAAUCUGCUUUUGUUAUGGAACAGUGCAGGAGGAAACUCAGUUACCCUGACUGGGGUAGUGGAUGUUAUCAAGUUUCUUGUUCUCCACAAGGGCUGCACGUGUGGGUCAAGGACACUGCGUACUUGUGCAGCCGCUCAGGCCAGGUGUUGACUGUGAGCAUUCAGAUGAAUGGCUGGAUACACGUUGGCAAUCUGAUUUGCCCAGCCUGUUCAGACUUCUGUGAGUCCUGUCCCCCAGAGAGGGAUCCUCCAGCUUCUAACUUAACAAGAGCUGCACCCAUUGACUUAUGCUCCUGCUCAUCCAGCCUGGUUGUAACCCUUUGGCUGCUGGUGGCCAACUUAGUUCCCCUGCUAACAGGAUUGUUUCUCUGCGCAUAGACUUGAGCUUGGGGCAAGAAGAAGUUCUGAGAUAAUCCUGCUGCCCUCCUUGCUGUGGAGCACGGAGGUUCUGUCUCAGCAGGCAGCUUUCUCCUGCUGAACCUCAUCUCCCCUGGCAAGUAUUGCUGCACACAGUAGUCAGGGAAGUGUUGACAAAAGCAGGUAGAAUUUUGAGAGGAGGAAAAUUUACCUUGUCAUCUCAAUAAGUGCCAGUAUUUUCCUGAAUUGCAUCCUAUGGUUUUUUUGACGCAGUAACAAGAUCCACUUUGCCAACUGUUUUAAACUACCUGGCAGCUCAGUCAAGAUUUGAAAUGAGAACUCUUCUGUAAUAGAACUGAGGGCUGUUUUUUUGUUAUGUCUGUUGUGUGAUUGGUAGCAAAGCAUCCUCAAACUGGAAAUAUACCUCAGUGGUUUAGUCAAAAGCCAUGUAAAAAUCAGUUGUCAUCACUGCUGAUAACCAAGGCCUAAAGAGGCUGGUAAUUUGUUUGUUUGUUUUUUUAAUUAUUUCAAUUUAUGGGGGAGGAAAGAAUGUAAUUGGAUAAAGCAGUGGUUGGCAGAUGCCUCCACAACUGUAUUCCACAGCUUUGAGCCCUCUCAGAAUUCAUGCUAGGUAAAGCAGCUAAUUCUUGGGGUUCAUUACAUCUUCCUACAUGCACAAAAUGGAAUUUCAGACUGGUAACCAGUGCAACUGUCUAGAAAUCCCAUUUUCAUUUAGCAUGUGCCAGUUCUGUGAAAUUUAAUACAUCACAUUUGAAUAUCCUCUAGAGUUUGCCAGGCAAAUGCAUUUCAGUACUGAUACUCAUACUGUAAAUUUGGGAUAGGAUUUAUGAUUAUUUUUUAUUUUGUUGAUUUGUUUCUCAAAUAAUGGCAUUAUUGUUUCAAAACUAGUAUGAAUAUUACUGCAGAUGUUCUCACUUCUUGUUGAAGAGCAAACCAGUAGCAAUGGCAGCUAUAAUCUUACAGGAUCAUGCUGAUGUCUCUAGACCAAAAACUAUAUUGAAUGUGGAAGGAAAGCCUAAUCUGUUUUCUUUUUUUCUUCCCUCUACUCUUUUUGGACAUGUAAAUGGAUUAUUUGAGUAUUUUUAGUAAGCUGAGAAUCAGGUGGUUUGAGCCACAUGAGGGCACACCUUGCUACAAAAUUAAUCACUUGAUGACAAAAUAUAUAAGAGGAAGGAAAUUAGUAAAAUCUGUCAAGGUAAGGACAGCUGCUCUAUAGGACUCUUAUUUCUAUUUAUUUCUGACUAUAAUGUGUUUACAAAUAAUCCUGUUCAGAGGUAAAGAAACUCUUUGUGGUUCAAUCCACUGUCUGUUGUUUUAGGACAGUUUUCACUCUUGGAAAAGUGUUAAAUUUAAGGGGGCAGACAUACCCAUUGCACUAAAAAAUGCAGAUAUAGGGAGAAAGAUGAUAUAACUCUGCUUCUUAAAUGUUCUGUGGCAUUAUAAUUGUCAGUGACUGGAUCCUUUUUCUAAAUGGAAAGCAGGGAGAUGGAGUAAAACUUUAGGUACAAUUAUACUGUAAUAAUAGGACUUCCAUCAUGAUUGUAAGAAAUUCUUUGUGCCUACUGGACUUGAUUUUGUUGGGUUUUUUUAUUAUUAUUAUUUUUUUAUUUAAGGAAACUUAUGACACUGCUGAGGAGAGUAAGGUGCAACCUUAAACUGUCUAAAGACAUCACAGUUGAGAGCACCUUGCACUGGGCUAGUUCUCCUUCCUAACUGCAGGUUAAGCUUGCUGUGAAUUACACAAGGCCUAGGCUAGCCUUAAAUCAGUGUCUUGGAGAAGCAAUACAAGUCAGGACUCAAAGGCUUUAAAAUUGUACAAACUGAAUUACUAAACAUUCAGAUUGAUAAGUGAUGACUAAUUAUUUUAAUACAACCACAAAACAGUCAAUGUAAACUGAUAUCUGGAAAACAUAAAGGUUUGAGAAUACAUCUUAAGUCCCAGAGGUUGAUAUUGUAUUUUCUGUCUGUUGUGCAAUAAUGCAGUUGAAAUGGUAUCACUCAACAACAAUGCUUUUGAUACUUGAAAAGAAAUUACUGGUUAUUUUUUCUUACUGUGAAAUGUUUGCACUGUCUGAACUUUCUGGUUAACUUUAUAACUGUUAAACUUUUUAACUGGUGUAAUUUAUUGUGCUCAGUAUUUGAUAUGCUGGUCUCCUGUUUGUCUAAGUGUGAGAUUUGUCAUAUUUAAUUGAAUAUUUUUAUCUACACAGUUGUUUAUCUUGAGGGCUUUUCUUCUUUUAAUCUCUCUUCCUGGGAAUUAACUGAAAGAUGGGUUAGAAAGUUGAUACUUACCUACUUCUGAAUUGUAUGCAUUAAUUAAAGAAAGGGGAUGUAGUGCUUUGUAUUGAAAGGGAAAAAAAAUCUGUCAGCCUGUUAGAGCUCUUGUGGUCAGGUUCACCAGUACCUGCUAAGCAGCUGCAUCAGUGAAUCCAGUGAAGUAAAACUGCUACUGCCUUAAUAAUCUGAGGUUUCAGUUGUAAUUUCUUGGUGGCACAGAACUGGACGUGACUCUGGGGGUUGGGCGUGGAAGGUACUUUAGUCAGAAAAAUGCAACAUCAUCUAUCCCACCAGUGGCUUAGCAGCUGCUAGCAGCUGUAGCCUUGUGGGAACUGCCAGGGAAUGUGUCAACUUAAAGUGGCAAUGAACUGGCAGCUGUCAUACAGAAUAUUUGAGUAAAGCUGACUACCUCAGUUCUGUUUGUCUUUGCAUUCAGCUUUUAACCUGCUGUCAACUUCCAGAUCUUAACAUCAAUUAAAUCAAAUCACGUCUCAGGUUUUUAAGAGUAAAAUUACUACAGUAGGAAGCAUAAGCCAUUUUUGAGUAUAGAACACAGCUAAAAUUGUAGCUUAAGCAGCUCAGUUAUGUAGCCUUAAGUGUAGUUUCUGCCAUAAAAUUCAGAAUUCUUUUAAAUAAAAGCAGAGUUUGCUAUAUUAGGUGUCCUGACCACACAUGACCAGUCCCUCCUAUUGCAUCUCUGAAGUGUGAAAACUUGGAAAUACAGCCCAUUUAAGCUUCGUGUUUCCACCAGAGAAGACUGGGCAGCAGGAGCCCUGGAAGUUGUGCUGAGAUGCAUGAGUUUGCUCAUCUGUAACAGAAACAUUUUCAGUGUAUAGUGUCCACAGUUUUAACUUUAUAAUUUUUUUUAAAAUAUUCCAUGUUUGCUUAGGGAAGUAAAUUAGUCUUGCAGUCUUUUUUUGGUCCCAGUAGUUGAAAUAAUUUCAAUUAGAAAUUGAAGCAAGUCAUCUUUUAGGAACACAUUUUUUCUAGUGUUGCAAUUAUCAGGAGGAAGGAUAGCUUUUGUCUGGAAUCACCUGGAAAAGCAGCAAUUCAUUCCUUCUGAAAUGACUUGAGGUCUUGGGAUACAGUCACGGCCCUUGAUGUAGGUUAAUUACUGAAUUAUAUCCCCCAUUAAUUGACUGUCAGUCCAGCACAGCUCAUUCUUUCUGCUGAGCUCUAAUAAACUGGGGACACUGAUGUCUGAGAGCAGACAUAUCCACAAUCCCUUAUGAGACCAGUUGUUUUUAAAUCUUCCUGUCCUGCACAUCUUUCUGCUUGAUGAUAUUUAGUAGAGAGGGAGGUGUACAUCCUUCCUUCCCCACAUUUCCAAGGAGUGACUUUCAGCCAGCUGAGCAGCUCAAGGUGUUUUCCCUGCAAGACUGAAGCCCUGUUUUUAGCUUGUUUGGAUGUGUGGGUGCCUGCCUGCAUGUAUAUACUGCUCUGCAGGAUUUGGGGCUGUUUGUGCACUGAAUAACAGGAUCUUACAUUACCAGACUUCGAAACUGCAAAUGUUGCCUUUUUAAUGUGAAACUUACCUUGGAGAUAAAACAACUGUUUUGAGAGAAGUGGCUGACCUUGAACAUGUGUUUCCUAUUUUGGUACAGAAUGUAAAUAUAGAACUAACUAUUUUACACAGAUUUUGGCUGGACUGAGAUAUAAGGGCUAAUUUGUGUUAUUUAUGGAGUAAAAGUUUCCUUAUUUUACUGUUUAAAAAAGGUAUGUCAUGCAACAGAAGAAAAAACUGUUCUUCAAUAAAAUAUCUGUAGAAUAUUAAUUCUUCUUGUCCUUUUCUUUGAGAGCUGACAAUGAUUAACUGCAAGAGUAAGAGCAAUAAAGGAGCACUAUUACAACAGUCA